CUCAACACGUACCCCUCUCGGCCCCCCUUACUGUCUCUCUCUCUCUCUCUUCACGCUGUCAAGCUCAAAGUCGUAAAGGAGAAACGAAAAAGAAAAAAAGAUCUUUUAUUGGUUGAGAGAAAGUUGGAAACAUGGAGGCAAUGGGGGUCUCUUUCCUUUCAACAACACCCUCUUUGGUUUCUCUCGUCCCUGUCCCGUCUCUCAACUCCAACUCUGUUGCUGCUAAUAGAUAUCUUAUUACUCGGGCAGGUGCUAUUCGUUGUAGUAAAACUGAAACUGAUGUUUGUGGUGAAUAUGGUUUCCAUCGUAGAGAUGUUCUCAAAUGCAUUGGGGCAACCGUCGGCGUGGAAUUAUUAGCAAGCUCAGGACCAUGGGUUGAAAUGGCAACUGCUGCUGAUUUGAUUCAACGUAGACAGCGCUCUGAGUUUCUCUCAAAUAUUAAGGACACCCUGUUCAAAGCUUUAAAGGGAAAUCCAGAUCUUAUUUCUCCCAUACUAACUUUGGCACUGAAUGAUGCUGUGACCUAUGACAAGGCUACAAAAUCUGGUGGCCCAAAUGGAUCCAUUCGAUUCAGCUCAGAGUUAAGCAGACCUGAAAAUAAGGGGCUCUCUGCUGCUAUGAGUUUAUUGGAUGAAGCCAAGAAGGAAAUUGAUUCAUAUUCCAAGGGUGGACCUAUUUCAUAUGCAGACCUCAUCCAAUAUGCAGCUCAAACUGCCACCAAGGCUACUUUUCUAGCAUCUGCUAUUCGCAAAAGUGGUGGGAAUGAAGAGAAAGGAAGUUUAUUAUACUCAGUAUAUGGUUCAAAUGGGCAGUGGGGCUUGUUCGAUAGGCAGUUUGGACGAAGUGAUACUGAAGAGCCAGAUCCAGAGGGAAGAGUGCCACUGUGGGGGAAAGCAACUGUGCAGGAAAUGAAAGAUAAGUUCAAAGCAGUUGGCUUUGGCCCCCGUCAGCUAGCCGUGAUGUCUGCAUUCCUGGGUCCUGAUCAGAAUGCAACAGAGGCCUUACUGGCCACUGAUCCUGACGUCACUCCGUGGGUUCAAAAAUACCAACGUAGCCGAGAAACAGUGUCUCAGACAGAUUAUGAGGUUGAUCUGAUAACUACACUCACAAAGUUAAGUUGCUUGGGCCAACAAAUCAAUUAUGAGGCAUAUACGUAUCCAGUCAAAAAGAUUGAAUUGAGCAAACUCAAAUUAUAGGCAGAAAGCAAACAAUGUUAUCAGAGAAGUACAUGAACCUGCCAGCCUCGUUGUCAGUCCGACAACAAUUUUUCCCAGUUGAAUAUCUUCAACCUUUCGGUAUAUGCAAUGAUUUCUGUAUAUCCAUCAGGUAGCUGUUAGAUAUGGAUCCACCUUUUGACUUGAGUGUUUAUAACUCCACAACGUACUAUAGCCGGAUUACAGACAUGUUUGUUGUAAUUUCUCAGCUCAAUAAGCUCAAUGUCGUUUUCGGCUUUCACUUGCUGGAACAGCAGUUGGCCUUAAA
Molecule: messenger RNA, 1482 nt
Organism: Theobroma cacao (cacao)
Lineage: Eukaryota; Viridiplantae; Streptophyta; Magnoliopsida; Malvales; Malvaceae
Gene: TL29
Product: ascorbate peroxidase 4
Biological process (GO): response to reactive oxygen species; hydrogen peroxide catabolic process; cellular response to oxidative stress
Cellular component (GO): chloroplast thylakoid membrane
Molecular function (GO): heme binding; peroxidase activity
Source: RefSeq, a predicted model, not a curated record